This is a messenger RNA of Ciona intestinalis (vase tunicate), 1451 nucleotides long. RefSeq names its product zinc finger (C2H2)-170 (gene zf(c2h2)-170). Gene Ontology annotation, cellular component: nucleus. Gene Ontology annotation, molecular function: DNA-binding transcription activator activity, RNA polymerase II-specific; RNA polymerase II cis-regulatory region sequence-specific DNA binding. The record is from RefSeq and is a predicted model, not a curated record. Gene Ontology annotation, biological process: regulation of transcription by RNA polymerase II. Lineage: Eukaryota; Metazoa; Chordata; Ascidiacea; Phlebobranchia; Cionidae.
UCUAUUUUCUUUUUCCAGUUGGUAGUAAACAAAGUACGUUUAAAGAAUUAUUAUAUAACCGUAUUCUCACGACUUCACAUGACUAUUGUUUUCCAAUUAGCCAAUGAUUCAUGUCCAUUUGUUUGGAGGGCUUAUUAACCAAUUUCAACCUUUUUUUAAACAACUAUAUAGCAUACCCCAUAGGACUCCCAGGGUACUGUGAAGAAAUGUAAUAUAACUUCCGAAAAUUAUUCUAAAAUGGAGUCAAUAAAAUGUGCAAAGAAAACUAAACAAAAAGACUUUUGCUGCAAAUAUUGUGACAAGGAGUAUCCUAGUCAUUCCGUGCUUGUUGUUCACUUGAGAACACAUACUGGAGAGAGACCUUUUACGUGCGAAGUUUGUGAUAAAGAUUUUCACAGUCGUGGACUUUUAAAAAGCCAUAAGCUUGUUCAUACAGAAGAAAAUCAAUUUAGGUGCAGAGUAUGUAAAGUCUCAUUUCGUAGAAUUCAAGCCUUGAAAAGACAUGAAAAAGAACACGCAGGAGAGAAGCCGUACAAAUGUGAUAUAUGUGACAAGCACUUUAAGCGCAAUUGGUACCUUAACCGACACCUGUCUAUUCAUUAUAGAGAUCAAGAAUUAAAAGAACAUUGUACUGAAUAUACCAGUAUAAAACCAUUUAAGUGUGGUGAAUGUGACAAAGCAUAUUUACAAGAGGCUGGUCUGAAAAAUCAUCAACGCACUCAUACAGGAGAUAUGCCAUUCCAAUGUUACAUUUGUGAUAAAUGUUUUACUGCAAAUAGUAGCUUAAAGGAACACCUAAGAACUCACACUGGUGAGAAGCCAUUCCAAUGUAAUAUUUGUGAUAAAUCGUUUUCUACAAAUAGUACCUUAAAAAAUCACCAAAGAAUCCACACUGAAGAUAAGCCAUUCCAAUGUAAUAUUUGUGAUAAAUCGUUUUCUACAAGUAGUAGCUUAACAAAUCACCAAAGAACCCACACUGAAGAGAAGCCAUAUCAAUGCGAAAUAUGUCAAAAAUCGUUUUCUACAAGUACGAAAUUAAGGUAUCACCAUAGAGUUCACACUGGAGAGACGCCAUUCCAAUGUAAUAUUUGUGAUAAAUCGUUUUCUACAAGUAGUAGCUUAACAAAUCACCAAAGAACCCACACUGAAGAGAAGCCAUAUCAAUGCGAAAUAUGUCAAAAAUCGUUUUCUACAAGUACGAAAUUAAGGUAUCACCAUAGAGUUCACACUGGAGAGAAGCCGUAUCAAUGCAAUAUUUGCAUGAAAAGCUUCUGGUUCCUAAAAAACAGAAAACAGCAUGAAGAGACACAUAACUAGUUAUGCCAAAUUUUGCUACCAAGUUAAACAUUUAUACAAGAAAAGAGACUGUGUUUUUUAAACGGCCAAUGAUUCAUGUACAUUUUAGUGCUUAUUUCUUUACUUUUUUAAUAAAAAACUUCCCGUUGAGCGGA